CGCCUGCGCCGCCAGCUCCAGCAGCCCGGGGAGGCCCCAGCGCAGCGACCUUCCGGCCCAGAGCCCCGCACGCCUGGGUCCCGGGUCCGGCCGCUGGAGCGCUCGCUGCACCCGGUCCCCGGGCGGUAGGAGCCCCUUGCAGGGCAGCCCGGUCCCCGCCCCUGGGCUGUGCGCGGGGCCCCGCUGCGCCUUGGGGAGCCCGGAGCCCGGACUCCUGGGUUCUCUCCCGGCUCUGGGCGGGGAGCGGGGACUAGAGCUCACACCCAUGUCCCUGCCCAGCGCCAUGGGGAGGGCAGCUGCCCCAUACAGCUGCUGUGUUCUGGCCUCGGUGCUGGCGCCCAGGCUGGCUGCCCCUGCCCCUGCCCCCCGCUCAUCGUGCCGGGCCCUGCACACCACAGGUGCCACCCCCGCCGGCCACAACAAAUGGUCCAAGGUGAAGCACAUCAAGGGCCCGCGGGACGCCGAGCGCAGCCGGCUCUUCCAGAAACUCACCAUGCUGCUGCGCUUCGCUGUGAAAGAGGGGGGACCCAACCCUGAUCUCAACACCAACCUGGCCAACAUCAUCGAGCAGUGCCGGAGCAAGAGCAUGCCCAAAGCAUCCAUUGAGGCGGCUAUCAAGGGAGGGGACAAAGGGAAGAGCUCCUCGUACCUGCUCUACGAAGCCAGAGGCCCUGGGGGAUCUGCGCUGCUCAUUGAGGUGCUGACGAACAAUGCAAAGCGAGCCUACCAGGAUAUCCGGCUCAUCCUGAGCCGCAAUGGGGCACAGAUGUCCGAGGGGGCCCGGCACAGCUUUGACAAGAAGGGGGUGAUCACAGUCAGUGGGCAGGACCGUCAGCAGAGGCCAGUGGCCCUGGAGCAGGCCCUGGAGCUGGCGAUCGAGGCCGGGGCCCAGGACGUGUGGGAAGAAGAUGAGGAGGAGGAGCGAGCAGUUCUGAAGUUUGUGUGUGAGGUGCCAUCUCUGCACCGGGUGCGGGAGAAGCUGGACUCACGGGGGCUACAGUCGCUCUCCACUGCCCUGGAGUUCAUCCCCAAUGCCAGGGUGCGGCUGUCAGAUGAGGAGAUGGAGCGGGCAUCCCAGCUGCUGGCCACGCUGGGCGACUGCCAGGAGGUGAUCCGGGUCUACGACAACAUCGAGUAGGGGCCAGCGCAGGGGGGUAGCAGAUGGAAAUCCGCCCAGAUAGAUGGUGACCAGGCAUGUCGUUCCCAGCUUGGCCUAGUCCUGGCCUAAGAUCAGCCCAUAUGGAGGGCAACGGUUGACAGCCUGAGAUCCUCUCGUAUGGACGGCAACCUGUGUGUGGUUCACAAUUUGGCCUAGUCCAUUGGAUCAGGAGGCCCUGGGGCAACCAGUUCAGGACUCUGCCUCAUCCUGCCCUGGGAUUGGACCCCUGAACUCCACGUGGUUUAGGGCUCAGCCCAAGAUCGGGCUUAAUUUGAGAUUUCUUCCCAGGUUGAACCAUCCCCAUGGCUGUCGGGCCAUUAGUAACAGGUGCAGCUCUCUAGGUGUCAGCACUGGGUGCAGUCUGGCGGCCCUCUCAGGAGCAGAAGCCCUUGCUCCUGAGGAUGGGGCGUGUUCUCUGAGGCACCUUAUGGCUCUUAACUCCGUCCGCUGGGAUUCGUGACCUGAAUGCCUUGGCUCCCCUCUUGAAUCUGAUCCAGCAGGCCUUCUGCAGUAAGCAUGAUGUUCUGGCACGUCCCCCACCCCUUGCCUCUCUCCCACCGUGGUGGGUGGAGGGAGGGAGCUUCCUCUGCACCCAUGCAGCACCGAAUGCUCUGUGGAUAAAGAGUAACAGUGUGCCAAGGCGAUGACAACCUACGGACUUAACACCUCCCUGUUGUGUGACCCCCUGUUCGCACCCCCAGCAGGAGAACAAUAGGGAGUGCAUCCCACCCUCCAAAUGUACUGUCCAGGGCGGGCUGCCUUUCCCAUACACUGCUUAAUAAAUGGUUUGCUUGUCAGUGCUGGGAAGACUUUGUCCAUAACUUGGUUCUCACUAAAGUGUUGGUAUGUCCAUCCAAAUGUAAAUGCACCAGGAAGGGCAGAGGGUGCAGCAUUAGGAGAAGGGGGCCUUUUGGGGGUCACAGAGUAUGGGUGUUGAAUGAGCAGUUGACUGGCAGGUAAACGGGAUGGUGACAAACUGUUAAUGGUUCAAAAGAGCCACAAGAAUGAUUUGAGGUCUGGAAAAUCUGCUGUAUAGUGAGAGAGUGGAGGAGUAUUCUUCUAUUUAGUGAAGAGAAGGAUAAGAGGUGACAUGGUCUGUAAGCACCUAAAUGAGGAGGGAAUUGCUGAGAGCAGAAGGCUGUUUAAUUCCCAGACAAAGGCAGAGCAAAAUCCACAGGAUGGGAGCUGAAGGGAGAAAAAUUCAGGCUGGGAACAAGGGGCCAGUGUUUCUCAGGGAGGGGACUUCACCAUUGGAACAGCUUCCCUAUGAGGGGGUGGAUUUUCCAUCACUGGGAGUCUGUCAGUGGAGAUGGGGUGUCUCUUUUUCAAAGCCCCAGUCUAGCUCAGCCAGGAGUUAUUGGGUCAGAGGUGAUACCGCAAAGAUUCCCUAGACUUCAUUUUGUGUCCCUAGCUUCCAUUUUGAAUAGGCAAAAGUCACUCCACCAUUAGAAGCUGCAGUUCACAUGGUACUUCACUGCUGAAAGUAGGCCAAAAGGUCGAAAGUUCAGCGGAGGGAGGGAAGUGUGGAAUAGAAUUGGUAGAAAGCCGAAAAGGUGCAGAAUAACUCAGUGAUAAACAACUAGCAAUAAAUAUGCACCCUAAAGAUCUGAUAGCUGACAGGACAGUAUAAAAGGCAGAUGGUUAAGACUAUUCAAACAGUUAGGAGUGGAGUGAAUGAAAAGAUCGAGCAGAGAGGUGACCUGAAAGGGUGGAGCCAAAUGGAGUGAAGCAACCUGAAAAACCAGCAGCAGAGUCAACACAGCAAAAUCAGCAGAUAAAGUGAGUCUGUUAGUUACAAUUCUAGUAUAGCACAGUACAGUGUAGUAUUAAUAUGUGUGUGCGUGAGGAUGUAUGAGUGUUAAUUUUGCUUUAUAUAUGUAAAACUCAAAGUACAUUUUAAGAUUGCUGUGAGUGAUCUGUUGCAGACUGGCCAUCUGUAAUGGAGCGCAACCACUUAGAAUCAUUUAAACUGUAUACUAUUGCAGUUUAAAUGCUCUUUAACUUGUGUUAAUAAGGGAUUUGUGCCUUUAGAUUAUUAGUAUAUAAGGGAUUAUUAUUUUCACCAAUAAAAAGGAGCCUAGUUUUGGAAAGAA
Molecule: messenger RNA, 3252 nt
Organism: Caretta caretta (loggerhead turtle)
Lineage: Eukaryota; Metazoa; Chordata; Testudines; Cheloniidae
Gene: TACO1
Product: translational activator of cytochrome c oxidase I
Cellular component (GO): mitochondrion
Source: RefSeq, a predicted model, not a curated record